Messenger RNA from Pyrus x bretschneideri (Chinese white pear), 905 nucleotides. Its product is annotated as expansin-A25. Lineage: Eukaryota; Viridiplantae; Streptophyta; Magnoliopsida; Rosales; Rosaceae. The record is from RefSeq and is a predicted model, not a curated record. Gene Ontology annotation, biological process: plant-type cell wall organization. The coding region runs from base 1 to 780 and encodes 259 amino acids. The transcript has 2 exons. Gene Ontology annotation, cellular component: extracellular region.
AUGGCUAAGUUUCAGAACUUGCUUCCAUGGAUAGUGCUCGUCACUCUUUUGGUUCCAAACAUGGGCAACAAAACCUCCAUUGGCGAGAAAGCCGCAAGCAACGAUUGGGAAGACGCUCACGCAACGUUUUAUGGUGACAUGAGUGGUUCAGAAACCAUGAAAGGGGCAUGUGGAUAUGGUGAUCUCUUUCGACAAGGCUAUGGCUUGGAGACAACAGCCCUAAGCACAGUACUAUUCAACAACGGGCUGACUUGCGGUGCGUGUUUCGAGGUAAUGUGCGUCGAUGAUCCACAAUGGUGCCUUCCUAAUGUUGGGACUAUCAAAAUAACAGCUACCAAUUUUUGUCCGCCAAACUGGGACCCAGCUGCUGCCCACUGGUGCAAUCCACCACAAAAACACUUUGACUUGUCCAUGCCUAUGUUCACAAAGAUUGCACAGGCCAAAGCUGGGAUAAUACCCAUCAGGUACAGAAGAGUCCCAUGCUCCAAACAAGGAGGGGUUAAAUUUGAGUUCCAUGGAAAUCCUUACUGGCUUGCUGUGUUGGUCUUCAAUGUCGGAGGCGCCGGAGAUGUGACGAGUGUCAGAAUCAGAGGCUCUAACACUGAUUGGCUUCAGAUGUCAAGAAACUGGGGCCAAAUUUGGCAGACGGGAAGCAAGAUGGUAGGGCAAGGCUUGUCAUUCCAGGUUACUACUAGUGAUGGGAAAACACUUGAGUUUGAUAAUGUUGCACCAAAGAAUUGGCAAUUUGGCCAAACCUUUGAGGGGGGAAGUAAUUUUUAGUCUCAUAUAUUAGGAGUUUCUUUGCAGCCUUUGCCAUAUGUGGAAAUUUUUGAUGAUCCAUCUUGUAAUGCAUAUGGUUUGUAAUAAUAAUAGUAACAAUUUGGAUAAUCCAGCCAUUGGAUUGU